AUGAUCUGGCGAACUUCACACUCCAUUUUCAUUUUAUGUGUUUUGGCCUUAAAUUUAGUUCGCGCGUCCAUAAAAUACAAUCAGCGGACCUUCCUGGCAGUCAAGUGAGUGUUUUAUGUGAAUCCUGAACAAUGAUUUCUAGAAAACAAUAAGUUUCCUCCGUUUCAGAGCAGUUCACUUAAUCGACCCAACCAAAAAUGGAUUCAGAAUCCUUUUAAAGGACGAAUUUUUAAAGGAACACCUAUCGCCAACAUUACUACCAACCUUAUAUGUCAGUGCCAUACCCUUGAAAGCAGACGAGGAUACUGUAAACAAGGUGUUCUACCCAGAUAACCUUAACGAAGACAAACAAGUAACUUUAGAAGGCCUGAACGAGAGAGCAUGGUACUACUUGUGUGUCGAAUGGGAGAACUUCAACAGACACAACGAGACUACUGGAACCGACUGUAGGAUUCACAGGACAUUAGAUCGAUUUGGAAAGUCAGCAGAAUCCACGUUGGACGACAUUGGAGCAGCUGACAUUUCAGCACAGAUGUUUGUAUUCAAAGUCAGAAGCUCGGCCGACUUUCCUCUGCGGUGGGUUUUUUUUGUAAUUCACAGUAUAUAAAUGUCAAAUUGAUUGAUAAUAUAACCAAUAUUAGUGACAUAUUACUAUAUGUGUAACAUACAAUCUUGUUGUAGGUUGACAGCGUUCCUCCAAGGAGGAGAGAUGUCUUCUCCACCAGCUCAAGUCUUCCAGGUGACAAAGCCAACAGAAGUCGAAGUUGUAUUUCCAUUUCUGAAGCAAGACCGAGAUUACGGUAGACUUUGCUUCAUGGAGGAACCACUGGUGACCGGCUUCACAGCCAUGGGACGCCAAAUCUCUGGCCUUACCAUCACACGCUGCUACUUUAGUAGGUUAACAGUGUUAAUUACUAAUAUAACAAUAAUAUUUUCUUCUCAACUAAGCUAAUAAUCGUUCCAGAGAAUCUAAAAACGAAGGACUACGAAUUGUCCAUCUCCGUAUCUGAGGCCAGCCCAUACGUUAGGAAUAGCGCUGCAUCUACUACAACAUCAACUCUGAUAGCAUUGAUACUACUUCUACUCGUGAGGUCUUGA
Messenger RNA from Bursaphelenchus okinawaensis, 1098 nucleotides. Lineage: Eukaryota; Metazoa; Nematoda; Chromadorea; Rhabditida; Aphelenchoididae. The record is from the annotation of a GenBank genome assembly.